UGAUGAUUAUUUAUUUGUGCUUUUUUAAUUUUCGAAAUUCCUCUUUGUAAUUAGGGCGUUUAUGUGUUUAAUUUACCCAAUUUAUCUCAAUACGAAGUUAUUGGCCAGAUGAUCAUGACUUCCUCGAUGGAUCAGGAACGCGAAAAAACGCUCAAACAAUUACAUUCGAUUUAUGCAGAAUCUAAUGGCCUUAUUGAAUGUGGUCGAAAAUUGGGGCAUCAAUUGUUUGAACCACGACGUAAAAUGAACAUACUGCUAGUUGGUAAUCAUUCAUCGGGUAAAAGUUCAUUUAUCAAUUGGUACGUUGGUCAAAAGAUACAGAAAACGGGCGUUGCAAUCGAGACACAAGGUUUUACAUUUGUCACUGCUGGUCGUAUGCGUGAAACAUUGACGGGUGAAUCAGCUAUACGAUUAUUUCCCUAUCUUAAACGUUUAGAAUCAAUGAAAGGCUUUGUUUCGUACCUCAAUGCUGAAUUAAUUGUACCAACAUCAUCCAAUCGAUUGAAUCUAGUAUCGUUGAUCGAUACACCUGGUUUAGCCGAUGGUGAACUUCAUUAUCCAUUUGAUAUAAACAAAUGCCUUGUAUGGAUGGGCAGUAUUGCCGAUUUGAUAUUCGUUUUCUUUGAUCCGAUUGGUCAAGCAUUAUGUAAACGAACAUUGGAUAUUGUGGAACAAUUGAAUGCAUUAUAUUCCUCACGUAUGCGAUUCUUCUUGUCCAAAGCGGAUGAAGCCGGUGAUGAUUAUGAUCGUCAAAAGAUAAUGAUGCAAAUCGUACAAGAACUUUGUGAACGACCUGGUUUGAAUCAAAGUGGUUUCGACAUGUUGACCAUUUACUUACCUGAUCAACCAGAUUUACGACUACGUGAACGAAUGUGCGUCAAUCAGAUUGAUGAUGCAUGCCGUGAAAUUGAUAAAACAGUUGGAUCUAUUAUACAGAAUACGUUCGUUGUCAUGGAACGUGAUAUAAAGAAUGUAUUCGAAUUGAUUGAUAAACGAAAGCGUCAAACGUUAAGAAAUCUACGUGAAAAUUUUAAAAAGAUCUUUGUACUAUCGUUAAUGUUUGUGUUUUCAUUGCAAUUUUCGUAUGUAGCCAUCACUAUUGAUACAUCAUCGAAAGAUGAACAACAAUAUAUUGAU
Messenger RNA from Dermatophagoides farinae (American house dust mite), 1137 nucleotides. RefSeq lists its product as uncharacterized. Lineage: Eukaryota; Metazoa; Arthropoda; Arachnida; Sarcoptiformes; Pyroglyphidae. The record is from RefSeq and is a predicted model, not a curated record. Gene Ontology annotation, molecular function: GTPase activity.